AUGCGUUUAACAGGUGGCAAAGAUGAAACGCAAAAUAAUUGCGGAAUAGUAGCUGAAGGACGAUUCGCUGUUGAUAGACUUGAUCAUAUGAUUUUGGUUCAAAUUAUUGAUACCAUAAUUGCAACAGAUGAUGUUGAACAACUUCAUAAUCUUAUUUCAGUUGUUCAUGACUACUUCGGUAAAACUUACAAUGCACGUGUUGUCGUGCGUUUCCCUGCAGCAUUUGACAAUAAGAUCGAUAUGAACAAUCCAAAAUUGAAGAAUAAUGUUUCGACAUUUAUGGUAGCAAAUAUGUCUGAUUUAAAAUAUGAUAAUGAUGAUUUAGUUCAAUAUGAUCGCGAACAAUACGUCUUAGUUACAGAUAAGCAAGCAAUUGUAGUUUAUGCUAAUCAAAUCAUGAUAAUUAUGACUACUGAAGCAUUUUGUGCUAAAGAUUGGGAUGAAGAAGAAGCAUACAAUCGCAUUCUUUCGGCAUCAGCUGUCGCCAUGAUUAUGGAUAAGGUGAAUAAAGUUCCAGUUGGUUUUGGACGAAUAUUUAUGAUGCGAAACAACAAUAACAAUGAAGAAGAAACGCUUGGCUACUUAUCCGAUGUUGCUGUAAAUAUUCAACAUCAAAAUAAAGGUUUGGGAAGAGUUAUAGUUAAUUAUCUUGUUAGUGUCUACAUUGGCCAAAAUGCUAGUCAACGAUCGACAAAUGGAUCGAUUUGUCUAAUCUGUGGCAAAAAAGGCAGUGGAGCCAUAUCCGCACCAAAAUUGUAUCGAAGUUUGGGCUUCGAACAUCUGGAUAACAUCGGAAAUCGGAUUGCCAUCUUAACUUCUGACAAAUAUUAUUUCCGUCGAUCUCUGCAACGAUAA
Molecule: messenger RNA, 855 nt
Organism: Rotaria sordida
Lineage: Eukaryota; Metazoa; Rotifera; Eurotatoria; Philodinida; Philodinidae
Source: the annotation of a GenBank genome assembly